This is a messenger RNA of Linnemannia hyalina, 3468 nucleotides long. The record is from the annotation of a GenBank genome assembly. NCBI's taxonomy places the organism in Eukaryota, Fungi, Mortierellomycota, Mortierellomycetes, Mortierellales, Mortierellaceae.
AUGAGUGUCCCUAACCACAGUCACGGCAGCCAGGCCGGCUACUGGGGUCCUCCUACCUCCUCAAUUGACUGGUGCGAAGACAACUAUGUCUGGUCAUACUACAUUGCAGAGUUCUUCAACUCGUUCUCCUCCUUUGCAAUGAUCAUCCUCGGAGAAACAGCCUGCUACUCUGUCAACCGUCUCCAGUCCGAGAUGCAACGCAUCGCUGCUGCUUCUUCAAACUCAAUUUCAACCAGUGACACCACCAACACAUCAGGAACGGCAAUCGCAAAAGCACCAAGUCUCUUCAGGUUCAAGCUCGCAUUCCGAACAAUCACCGUCGUCGGCAUCGGCUCAUUCCUCUUCCACGCUACCCUCCUCCACCACAUGCAGAUGCUCGACGAAUUGCCCAUGCUCUACUCCGUCCUCGUCCUCUUCUUUUGUCUAAUCGAAUCCAGGUUUGGUCCCCAACCUGCAUGGUUCCCUAAACUGCUGGGUGUCGUGGGGGUGGUUGUGACAGGAUUGGUGGCCUUCACAGAGGGGUCGGUCCAGUUUUACAGUUUCCAUGGGACUUUUGGACCCUUGGAGUUUACGACCCUGUUCUUGAUCUUCAAGGUCUACAUUGCACGCAAGGCAGCAUAUCCGGAUAUCAAAUGGGUGUUCGAGGCUGGGAUCGGGCUGUAUGUGGUCGCGGUGGCGGUCUGGAUGACGGAUUUGAACUUUUGUGAGAGGACGCUGCUUUCGUUCUUUUCGUUCGGUACCGACCAUGUUCAGGACGAUCACUCGGAGAAGGAAAAGGAGUCGCUAGUGUGGAUUGUGAAGGAUUUGUAUUUCCAUGCGUGGUGGCAUAUUCUUGUCAGCGUGGGACUCUUUCUUCUCUCGACCGUAAUUAUGCUGGAUGCUCUGAUCGUCCAAGGGUGGAAGCCGGUGAUUGAGGUGAGGGGGUGGGGAUGGCUGCCGACUGUCAGUGUCCUAGAGAAGACCGAUCGUGAGUCCGGCGACAUACCUCCUUCAGCAACCACCACUCCAGCUCCAACAACAAACUCAAAGAACGAAAAAGACGUCGAAUCGCAACUACCACCACCCAAAUAUGAAUCCCACAACCAGCAACAACAGCAUGAGGAUAAAUACCCUCCAUCCUCCCCAUCUUCUCCUGCCGCCACCGCGCCAUCAGCACCACAGUACCCGGCAGCGUUACGGAAACCUUGGGUCAUCCUCAGCUUACCCAUCGCGAUCGCAGUUCUGAUCUCGACCAGAGUCUUUGUCUGCAUGUCUUCUUCCUCUUCGUCGUCGGCGUAUGUCGCGUCGGUGUAUCCUGCCGCGAUCGGACAGCAGGGACAGCAACAGGACCAGCCGUGUGCUACAUGGGAGAGCAGCUUCCCGCUUGGUGGAGAUGGCGGCGUCUUAUCGUCCUCAUCUUGGCCUCGGAAUCCUCUGUCGCCUGUCGUUGUUCUUGACGUUGCCCCCAUUCCGAAUUCGAUUAUCUCGGACACCAGCAGUAGCAGCGACAGGGAUACAACUUUUCAUUCGCCUGCGGCUGUGGAAGCGGUGGUAGCACAAAUAGAGGAGGCAGUUGGGAUGAAUGAGAAUGGAAGAGACGAGAGGACGUCCGAGAGUGAGAUGGGACUGGGCGGAAUUGAAAUUAUUUCGGUGGUGGACCCUGUAGUAACGUCGGCGGUUGAGGUUGUGGUGGUGGUUGAGGUUGAUGCUGAGCUGGCGAGAGAGGGCUUGCGAGAGGGCGACUGCGAGGAUGGCAAUGAUGAUGAGGAUGAGGAUGACGACGAAGAAGAAUGGGAGGACGAGGAGGAGGAAGAAGACGACGAAGACAAGAGAGUCGAAGGUCAGGACGAUGCCACCGCCGCCAUGGUCAUACUGGAACAAGUCGCUGUGCUGGAAGCCCUGAUCGACCUAACAAUCCCCGUCACAGAUACUAUCAGCGACAACGAUGAGAUGAACUUGGAUCUGAGCGAAGAUGGGGUUGGUAUGGGUGAUGGUGACUCUGUCGUCUUGCUGUCACUCCGCAGGUACGAUGACGGUGAUGGAGGUGACGAAGAAGAGGAAGAGGAUGAGGACGAACAGGAUCACUUCCCGACCAAUAUCGGAAAAGACGACGAUGGCAAGGGUGACCAGCGGGGCGAAAAACCGCCCCGGAAGGGUGGAAAAGACACCACCAACAACGGCAACACCAGAAACAACAACAAGAACCAGAGCGGCGGGAAAAACGGCGGCCGCAAGGUGACCAACAAACAUAAACUCAAGCACCAACACCAAAACGCCAACCUGGGAGGCACCGGCGGCAACGGACCCAUUCUGCUCUGUUCGUCGAAAUCCUGUCUCCCCAGUCUUCGAGACUCGAUCCUGUCAAAGCUGUCGAUCCAGAUCCGACAGGUCAUGGAUCAUCUCCGGAGUCGACACACGCUUGUCCACAUGAUGAGCUCGACUGCUCCUCAAACAAAGGAGUCUUUGAUGGCUGGACAGGAGGAGCUGGUUGGGCAGUUGGAGGACCGGAUAAUAAAGGAUCUGCGCGAUUGGGUCGACGGUGUUGGUCGCAAGUCGUCCAGGUCUGGUGGUGGUAAGAAAGCUGGUGGUGGUAAGAAAGCCGCUGGUGGUAAGAAAGCUGUUGGUGCCGGUGCUAGUGCUGGUGGUACUGUUGAUAGUGCUACAAAGUCUGGACCUUCGGCAGUGGAGAGUACUCAGUCGGUCGACGAGGAAGGGGUGGUUGAGACGGAGGGGAUGGUUGAGACGGAGGGGUUGUUCUUGGAUGGGGAUGAGUUUGAAGAAGAGGAGGAUGAUGGCUCGGACGAGGGGUUCCAUAUGGCCAGUCUCAGCUUCGAAGACGCCGACGAUGACGAUGAGGAUCACGAGGACGACUCUCUCGUGCACAAAUCCACUCACGCGUCUGCUGCUAUUACGAACAAGAACAAGCACAAGAAGAAGAAUGGUGCCAGGCUCCUCCGACGCGACACCUCCUCCUCCUCGCCCUCACCCCCCUCAUCCGGUACGGCCACUUCCACAGCCCCUCGCGAAUACUUCCUCUCAGCCGACAAACUCCUUAUGCGGCAAGAAUGGUCUCGCUGGAUCGCCCAUUGGGUACACCACACAAAGCUCCUCAUCCUUUCCCACACCCUGGCCGCCAAAAGUCUCACCGAGAUGAACCGGAUCGCCGUUUUGGGCGAGAAUGUCGUCCCGCUCGACCAGCGACAUUGGUCCUGGAAUCUGGAUAAAGCCCUGGCGACGGUCAUGGUCGCCUCGGAGAUGAUAUGUGGAGGGCCUGCGAGUGCAAACGAUGUCAAGGUCUUUCUGUCGACGUUGUCUAUGUCUUCAGAGUCUGCUGUGACGGCGACGGGUAGUGGGGGGGAUGGUGGGUCGUUGGAGGGAAUGAUGAGUCCCAAUGCGUUGGCGAUCACGUUGAAUGCUCAAAAGUGUAUCGAGUCUUGGAGUGAUGAGUUGGAGGAGAUCUUGCAGCGCACAGCCACCACCAACGCGUAA